This is a messenger RNA of Camellia sinensis, 873 nucleotides long. The record is from RefSeq and is a predicted model, not a curated record. NCBI's taxonomy places the organism in Eukaryota, Viridiplantae, Streptophyta, Magnoliopsida, Ericales, Theaceae.
AUGGUAAAAAUGCCCUUCUCAAUGGCGAUCUCACUAAGGAAGUUUAUAUGCAGUCUCUUUCUAGUUCCUCAGUUUCGUCUACUAAGUACCUAUGAUUCUGCUCUAUUUAUACGUAAGACAAAGUGUGGUGUUAUUGUUCUUCUUCUCUAUGUUGAUGAUAUGAUCAUCACUGGGGAUGACACAGUGAGUAUCUCUAGUCUCAAACAGUUCCUCAGUCGCCAGUUUGAAACGAAAGAUUUAGGCUUGCUUAGUUACUUCCUCGUCUUAGAAAUUUCUCAUGAUCCAUUUGGUUACUUUCUCACCGAGGCUAAGUAUGCCUUUGAUCUCUUGGCUCGUGCUGGUCUUACUGAUUGCAAGAUUUCUCUUACCACAAUUGAUCCUCAGACUCGUCUCACACCUCUUGACGGUCACCUGUUGUUUGAUGCUACGUUAUAUCGUCAGCUAGUUGGCAGUCUUUUUUAUCUCACAGUUACUUGUCCAGACAUUGCCUAUGCUGUUCACAUUGUUAGUCAGUUCAUGGUUGCUCCUCGCUCUCCACAUUAUGAUGCUUUGGUUCGCAUUUUGCACUAUCUCAAAGGAACUAUGUUUCAUGAUCUUUUCUACUCAGCAUACUCAUCUCCACAGUUACACGCAUUUUCUAAUGCAGAUUGGGCAGAUGAUCCUAUUGAUCACCGUUCUACUAUAGGAUUCUGCUUCUUCUUGGGUGACUCUCUCCUUGCCUGGCGUAGCAAGAAGCAAACUCUUGUUGCUCAUUCUAGUACAGAGGCUAAGUAUCGUGCUCUUGCUGACACUACUCAGCAGCUUGUGUGGCUUCGCUGGCUUCUUUCGGAUAUGGGGGUUUCUCAUUCUACUGUGAUUAAACCUUUAUUGUAA